AAACCUACAAUGCUCUUGGCUCUUUUUCUUCUUUGUUCCACAGCGUUUGCAACGUAUGGAAUGACUAUUCAAGAUAUUCGCAGAUACAGAGAGAGAGCAAAGGCGAUGUUCUACCAUGGAUAUGACAACUACAUGCAGCAUGCAUAUCCUAGAGAUGAACUAAAGCCGUUGUCUUGCGAAGGAAUUGACACAUGGGGGAGCUACUCAUUGACUCUCAUUGAUGCCAUGGAUACUCUAUUGAUAAUGGGAAAUCAGUCUGAGUUUAUCAGAGUUUAUGAUGUUGUAAGAAAUAUAAACUUCAACAUCGAUACCAAUGUUUCAGUGUUUGAAACUAAUAUUAGAAUAAUUGGAGGUUUACUUUCUUCACAUUUAUUGUCAUACAAAGUUUCUUUGAUCAAGUUGAAUCCUGACUGGCCAUGUGAUGGUCCAUUGCUAAAGUUGGCUGUGGAUGUAGCAAACAGACUGCUUCCUGCAUUUGAGACUGCAACGGGACUACCAUAUGGUACUGUCAACCUUAGAUAUGGAGUUCCUCCAGACGAAACAACUGUCACGUGUACUGCAUCUUGUGGCACAUUUCUGUUGGAAUUUGGACUUUUAUCGAGGCUAACAGGUGAUGCAAAAUUUGAGACUGUUGCAUUGAAGGCUAUGAAUGCGUUGUGGAAUGGACGUGCCCAAACUGGUCUUGUUGGUAAUCACAUUGACAUUAUGACUGGAGACUGGACUGCAAUUGAAUCUGGAAUUGGAGGAAACAUUGAUUCUUACUAUGAGUAUCUGUUAAAGGGUGGCAUACUGUUUAAUAGACGUUCUCUUCUGCACCAAUUUGAAGAGUAUUACUUUCACAUCAGUCGUCUUCUGAGACGUGACGACUGGUAUUUAUGGGCAAAUAUGAAUUCUGGAAAGAUAGUAUGGCCAGUCUUUCAGUCUUUAGAAGCAUUUUGGCCAGGCCUGCAGACUCUAGUAGGUGAUGUUGACCUUGCCGCUAGAACAGCACGAAACUAUCACAUGGUGUGGCAGAAGUUUGGGGCUACACCAGAGUUCUUGCAAUUGGCUGGCAGACACAGUCAUCCUAUCAAGGGUAGGGAGGGUUACCCGCUAAGACCAGAAUUUGCAGAAACAGCGAUGUACUUGUAUCGUGCCACUAAAGAUGUAUACUGGCUGGAGGUAGGGAGAGAUAUUGUUGAAUCUAUUGACUAUAUCAGCAAGGUUCCUUGUGGAUAUGCAACAGUAAAGAACAUUGUAACUCAUGAGCUGGAGGAUCGCAUGGAAUCUUUCUUUCUUUCUGAAACAACAAAGUACCUGUACCUUCUCUUUGCACCUGACCAUUACCUGCACCAAGAUGUUGCUGAAUUGAGGAAGGAGGAUUUUGAGCACCUACCUGUAGACCCUGAGCUGGGUUGUGAUCUUGGCGUAGGUGGCUACACUUUCAACACUGAAGCACAUCCUUUUAAUGUAGGAGUGUUAGGUUGUUGUCAUGCACCAACUUCUUUGGUUUCAGAACUCCAUGGCAGCAGUAUUGGAGACAAAACUGAUAUAGACAUAUUGACAAUGGCAACAACAACAACAACAACAACAACAACAACAACAACAACAAGAGAUGUUGAACAAGCACCACAGUCUGAUGACAUAGCAUUGGAAUCAGAAGAAAACAAGGAGAAUGAUGAGGAUUUAACUUUUACAUUGCAGCAAAACAAUGCUGAAGCAGUGACCCUGGGAGAGACUGUGAUGAGUCAAAUAAUUCAUGAUGUACCAGUUACUUUGAAUGUUCAAGAUUUUUUAAAAUUACAACAACAAAUUAGAUCUCAGCUGUCUGCUGAUGCAGAAUCCAUUAACAUUUUGUCAUCAAAUCUUCAAAAUGAUGGCAAUGGACAUAUGUCACUUAUCGUUUCUUUGCAAUCUGAUACAGAGCAAGAGAGUGCUCCAAAGGAUACUCCCUGCUUGCCUACUGAAAUGCCAACUACUACUGCAGAUCACAACAGUCCUACUGUUUUACGUGUUGUGAGGCUGCAGUCACAAAGAAAGAGACUGUGGAACUAUGGAUCAGGUUUUCUGUGGUUAAUGUCAAACUUCACUGCAGUGCCACCUUCUGGAAGAGAGACAGCCAAGAACCCCUUUUGUUGUGAAGCAUUAGCUGCUGGUUAUGGAUGUAUGCAACGACCAUAUGAAAAGAAAUUUGCACAGCUAGCAGUACUACUGAAAGACACAUAUCUAGUGGAUAGCAUGAACCUUCCAGAGGUAUAGAAUUGAACGGUAUCCUUGUUCUGCUACAGCAGUACUUAGAUCAGUUCACAGUUCACCUAACUCAGAAAGAUACCGACAAUGCGACCGUGUCAAGUAUUUUAUUUAAUGUUCAUAUCAAAUGCAGAACUGGUACGUACGGCUUAUUAUUGUAUUAAAUAGUUUUGUGUCACUGAAUCAUAUUCUCAGUACUGGUUAGCAUGCACGAUAUUGUAAAGAAAUUUCAGGGGCUUCUGGUGUGUGUAGCCUUUUUGUAAAUAUUAAUUAAUCCCAUCUCAUGAUCUUGCU
This is a messenger RNA of Corticium candelabrum, 2523 nucleotides long. Its product is annotated as ER degradation-enhancing alpha-mannosidase-like protein 2. Lineage: Eukaryota; Metazoa; Porifera; Homoscleromorpha; Homosclerophorida; Plakinidae. Gene Ontology annotation, cellular component: membrane; endoplasmic reticulum. The transcript has 12 exons. The record is from RefSeq and is a predicted model, not a curated record. Gene Ontology annotation, molecular function: calcium ion binding; mannosyl-oligosaccharide 1,2-alpha-mannosidase activity. Bases 10 to 2238 code for a protein of 742 amino acids. Gene Ontology annotation, biological process: endoplasmic reticulum mannose trimming; carbohydrate metabolic process; mannose trimming involved in glycoprotein ERAD pathway.